AGUAGAAUUAGGAUAAUUUAUUAGUGAACGUGGUAAAAAUGGCCCAAAAUUUCAAUCCGUUCGUGGAGCAAGUGCCCGAGAACGUAAAGCAGGCCGAAAGUUCCAAGAAGGUAUCGAACGAUAAUCACGCAGUGACAAAAAGAUUGCACAAAGAGCUUAUGACUUUGAUGAUGUCCGAAGACAAGAGCAUCUCGGCGUUUCCCGAGGGCGACAACCUGUUCAAGUGGGUAGGUACCAUAAUGGGGCCCAAAGACACGGUUUAUGAGAGUUUAAAAUAUAAACUAAGUUUACAAUUCCCGAACUCGUACCCCUACGCGGCCCCCGUAGUAAAAUUCAUCACGCCUUGCUUUCACCCCAACGUCGACACCAGUGGGAACAUCUGCUUAGAUAUUUUAAAAGAGAAGUGGUCGGCGCUUUAUGACGUUAGAACAAUUUUGUUAUCAAUUCAGGCCUUGUUAGGGGAACCAAACACGAGGAGUCCGCUGAACACGACGGCCGCCGACAAGUGGAAGAAAAAAGAAGAGUACAAAAAGCUGGUGUUAGAGUCGUACAAGGAAGUCUAAAUUUGAUCUCGCAUUAGAAAAAUUUCAGUUAUUUAAGAUGUCAUUGUGUAAUAAUAGACUGCGUACAUAUUUGUGUUAUAUAAUUUUUACUAUUUCUCGUGUGUUAUGAUUGAAUAAAACGAUCAAGUUUCAAUAA
Molecule: messenger RNA, 699 nt
Organism: Tribolium castaneum (red flour beetle)
Lineage: Eukaryota; Metazoa; Arthropoda; Insecta; Coleoptera; Tenebrionidae
Gene: vih
Product: vihar
Exons: 2
Coding region: 39-563 (174 amino acids)
Source: RefSeq, a predicted model, not a curated record